CUCAAAUUUCCCAGAGACGUUAAAGUAAACUCACUGCGUUCCGUUCCCAUGGGAACAGAUGAACCCUAAACCAGUACUGCAGGGCUAAUCUUAACCAAAGUGAAGAUUGCAGUAAGAUGAGGAGGAUCAUUGCUGAAGAUCUAGACUGGUCACUGGCUACAGUGUCUAGUUUGUCAAACCUCUGUCUCCAGUGCAUAGUGAACAACUUUGAAGAAAAGCCAAUAUAUGAAGAGCUUACAUCCAGUGAGAAGGACUUCAUUCAGAACAGAGUGUCCCUUUCCCUGCCUCUGCAUUUUGCAGCCAAUGUUUUCCCAGAUGGCGUUUAUUGGAAGCGACGCUGUGAGCAGAAGUGGAAAGUUUGUGAUGUCUCUAAUUACGGCGAAAGCUGGAAACGAAUGUUUUUUGAAAGGCAGCUGGAGAACAUCAUUGAACUUUUUGUUCCAGGCAUAACAGAGCCAAAGACAGUUCUAGACAUGGUCACGCUUUGUAAAGACCACAUCAAGAAGCUAAACAUCGCUCAGCUUCUGCCACCUGUCAAGGAGCCGCAGACGGAGGAUGAGGAGCAAGCAACAGAGCUGACACUUGAAAAUGAGGAUGAUAAAUCUGGUAUGGACCACUUUGACUUUAGGAUCUUGCUUGACAAGCUUACAAACCUGGAAGAGCUGCACUUGGUGUACAAAGUCAAAUCAUGUGGUAUGAACUUUGAAUGGAGCAUGUUUGAGAUGACCAACCGAGACUGUGAGUCCCUCGCCAAGGCACUUAAGUCCUGUAAGACAUUAAAGCUCUUUCGGCUCCAUCUUAGCCACCUUGAGGAUAAAAAGUGUCGUUUGUUGGUGAAGUACCUUUUAGACCACCCCUCCCUGCGCACUCUAGAUUUUUCUCACAACGUGAUUGGAGACAGCGGAGCCAGAGCCAUCGGCAAAUUGCUCACAAAGAGCAAGCUGGAGAUCCUGAACCUGUAUGACAACAAUAUUGGCGGCCCUGGGGCCAAGGCUAUAGCUCAUGCCUUGUCCAAGAACACGACUCUUGUGUCCCUCAACCUAUGUCUGAACCGUCUGAAUGAUGAGGGUGGUCAGGCUAUUUGUAAGGCCUUGUUGAACAACAAAACCCUACUUCACCUGCAACUGGGAGCCAAUGGGGUGACUUGGCUUACUGCGCUUUCCCUGUCUAGUGUGUUAGCACAGAAUAACACCCUGAAGAGCAUCAAUCUCUCCUGCAACACGCUGGGUGAGUGUUGUAUUUUGCAUCUGGAAGCACGCGCCACCAAGAAAGUGAAUCCUCUAUGCCAUUUAGGAGGUUAUUGCCAUCGUGGGCUUGUAAAGACCACAUCAGGAAGCUCGAUGAGGCCAUCUUUUCAUGUUGGAGGGAACGCUUUGGAGGAGGCGAUGUCUCACAACACCAGUGUGACAGAAUGUAAUAUCCACUUGACAGACAUCGAAGAGCGGAAGGUUUCCGUCAUUAACCAAAUGGUUUGGAACAACCAGUUUAGAAAACAAGAAACAAGCCCAAGAGAGAAGAAUACUGAGAAUGCCAACUGAUGGUUUUUAUAGUAUAAACCCAUCUUUAUCAGCCGUCUGUCUUUGCUAAACGUAUUCAUCUAAAACCACAAUAAACGAAAAUAUGCAGCAAAAUUCAACCAAAUUUGGUCUAAAACACAACAGAUGUAAGUGAGCCCUACACUAAUUCUAACGUGAGAAAAAUGUAGGCUAUGACGUGACAUUAAGAUCUUUAAACUAUCUCAAAUGAGUUGUCUGAUAUCUACUUAUUUCAUAAUGAUUGAAGCCGAUGAUUGGUUCCUGGCAGAGCAGGUCAUGUAUCAAUCACGGGUAUCCUGCACUGUCAUUAGUUGUUGUUUCAAACAGUCUCCUGAAAGUUAAGCAAAGUUUAUACUGGGAUCUACCCACUUUGCGUAGCCAGCAGGGGGAGGAUUGAAAUUUAGAAUUUAAUUGCAUUUCUGUGUGCUCUGUGGACACAUCACAACUCAACACCUGAAAACACAAUCAAUGGACAUUUACUCCAGUUCGAGUAACAUUUCCGGAAAUCUUCCAGCUGAGACUUUUUAGACAAUGAGUAAGUGUGAAUAAAUAUGUCCUGUUUUGAUUCAUAUGAAGCAAUAGGAACCAAUGAGCUUGGGACUGAGGGGAUGGACCAACACACUGCUGCUUCUGUUCUAUUUACUACACUUGUUGACAGUAUUAAAAGUUUCCUUUGGCUCACAAACAUGCAACACUGGUCAAACAGUUGACCUCAGAUCAGUGACCAUAGUCUUUCUGGCAUGUCUGUUGUGUAUUUUUAAACAAACAGACCAUAUUUUUUAGUGAGCAUUUCAGUUUAUUGAGUUUUUUGUUCUACUUUGAUACACAUGUUUGGUAUUCAGUCCUUAUGUAACAUCAAGGCAACGUCGUGAUGGUGUUGGAAUACAUAGAGACUUGCAUUGUUUUAUUUUUACCUAAUCUACUGGUAAAUAGUGUAACUCUUGAACUAGGCGGCAACAAAAUUAUCAGUCAGAUGUAAUUUACAGUCAUAGCCAUCAAUCAGGUGUAUGUCACAUCCAUCCUAAAAUCACAAAUCAGUCUCCAGAGCCAUUUGAAGAGAAAGCAGAAAAAUCUAUGACAGAAUACUGAUUUAUUAUAUUUAGAUCCUUAGUAAUCACUAAGCAUAUGUUUAUGCUUAGAUAUACCUUAUCCCAAAGCAGUCAAAUCACA
Messenger RNA from Oreochromis niloticus (Nile tilapia), 2705 nucleotides. RefSeq names its product dynein regulatory complex subunit 5 (gene drc5). The transcript has 6 exons. The record is from RefSeq and is a predicted model, not a curated record. The coding region runs from base 117 to 1538 and encodes 473 amino acids. Gene Ontology annotation, molecular function: protein binding. Gene Ontology annotation, biological process: microtubule-based movement. NCBI's taxonomy places the organism in Eukaryota, Metazoa, Chordata, Actinopteri, Cichliformes, Cichlidae.